AUGGCAGGAUUCCAGGAAACUAAAGUAGUUGGGAGGUAUUUGGGAGCUUACAUACGGGAAGGAAGAGGAAGCAUAAGGAAGUACAAACACAUCCUGGACAAGGUUAAGUGCAAAUUGAAAGGGCAAAAGCAAAAAAGUUUAUCGAUGGCUGGUAGAACCGUACUAUCCCAAUCAGCCAUUGGCCCUUUGGCAAAUUUUGCAAUGACACAUAGUCGGGUUCCCAAAUAUAUCUGCAAGAGUAUCGAAAAAUCUCAGAGACAAUUCAUUUGGGGUUCUAAUGAAAAUGAAAGGAAGAUACAUAUGGUUAGCUGGGAGACCAUGUGCAAACCGAAAGAGGCUGGUGGACUUGCUUUGAAGAACCUGGAAAGAAUGAACACGGCUUUCAUUGCCAAAUUAUGUUGGGAGAUAGUUAAUAACUCAGAGUCGCUAUGGGUUAGAGUCUUGUGUAACAAAUACAAAGUUGACAUCCAUGCAAGGAGUUGGGCUGUUGGUUUGGGUAGCUCUUCUCUAUGGAAAGCAAUGUCACAGGUCUGGAAUUUUAUUGAAGGAGGUACUAUGCAUAGAGACGGCAAUGGAGAAAGCACUAUGUUCUGGAAAGACUUUUGGUUGAAUAUCGAUGGCAACCAACAUCACUGUCUCGCGGGAAGAGAUCAUGGUGAAAGAUAUGGUUUCCUCAGAUGGGUGAUGGAACCUAAAAGAGUUACGGAAGGUUCUCCUGAAUGA
Messenger RNA from Arachis duranensis, 723 nucleotides. RefSeq lists its product as uncharacterized. NCBI's taxonomy places the organism in Eukaryota, Viridiplantae, Streptophyta, Magnoliopsida, Fabales, Fabaceae. The coding region runs from base 1 to 723 and encodes 240 amino acids. The record is from RefSeq and is a predicted model, not a curated record. The transcript has a single exon.